AUGUUCUCCACGAAGCUCACCCGCGUGGCCCAUCGCGCAACGUGCAAUGCAUCCAUCUCGACCGCCUCCUCCACCGCCGCCCAGCGAACAGCCGCAUCCGCGUGCAUAGCCGCCCGUCGACCUCAUCAACGGCGACACUCCAGCAGCAAGGCAUCGUGUCCCCCGGAGAACAGUCCCAGCGGUGCGAAGCCUGCGCCCGCCACCAAGGCCUCCAGCGGGCCCGAGGAGAAGGCGCCCAUUGCAGAGCCGACAUCGCAACAAAGAACUCCGAAGAGAAUCAGUCGGACGAAGCGAUCACCCCGAGCCGCUGCCGCAGAGAAAGUAGAGAACCGGUUCGCAGGCCUUCCUUCAGUGCCUAGUACGCAACAUCUCGAGAAGAACGAUGUCUCCGUGUCCUCGUUCUUCGCCCUCCACCGGCCACUGUCUCUCUCCACUACCAUACCGCCCGUAGCGAGCUCGGAAGCCUUCUGGAGCAUAUUCGAAUCGCGGAAAGAGGUCGAUCCUUGGGAGAACGGCAACUCGGCUGAGAGGCGACCUGAAGAUGUUGUAUACGCCCUCGGCAGUCUUUUUGACAACCUCGAUGGCAGUGCAAGCGAAGUACAAGACGACAGUGUACGAUGGGAGGUCAUUCAAGAGAGCCCAAGUAACCAGGAUGGUGUCAAACAUCUCGACGGCGCACCACGACUGAAGAGCUUGGAUGAGCAGGUUGCUGCAUUCAAGCCGUUCCAAGUGCCUCCACCACCUCAGCCAUUUCCCGAAGAUUCCAAGGCAUCGAUGAAGAAAAAGGCGUCGAAGCCAAGACAGAGAAGCUAUGAAACGACUUUCAUUCUAACGGAGGUCACGAGUGCAUCUGGAGAGCGUACAUAUACUGGCUCAUUCUCCCCAAUCACUCGCAUUCCCAGUGCUUCGGAUCAAGCCACCAUCGAGGGUUCGACGAGCGCAUCGAGAUAUCCUUUCCGCGAACGCAUGAACGAGCGAACGCGAGCAUAUCAGCUUCGACAGCAGCAGAAGAUGCAGGAUAAGCCAAGCACGCAACCAUUCGUUCGACGAGCACCCAGUGCCCGAAGGGCAAAGAUGUUGCUUCUCUCCGUCAAGAGACAACGAAAGCUCAAGAUGAAGAAGCACAAGUACAAGAAGUUGAUGAAGCGAACACGUAACCUCCGGCGCAGACAGGACAGGGCAUAG
Molecule: messenger RNA, 1185 nt
Organism: Fulvia fulva
Lineage: Eukaryota; Fungi; Ascomycota; Dothideomycetes; Mycosphaerellales; Mycosphaerellaceae
Exons: 2
Coding region: 1-1185 (394 amino acids)
Biological process (GO): mRNA processing
Cellular component (GO): mitochondrion
Source: RefSeq, a predicted model, not a curated record